CCUCCAUGUUUAUGUUUGACUGGUAGUUUUGGCCUUCUGUGUCUUACGUCUCUCAGUUGUCGAGAUGAAAGCCCAACAAGUUUCCAUCUUAAAUGGAUCAUCUUUUAUACCAUGGAAAAUGUUCAUGAAGAUACCAGAGAGGAUGGCUUCUCAAACGACGAUCAGAAUCACUGCGACCAUCUUUGCGAAUCGCAGAUCGAAGACAAUGCUCUUCUCAAUGAACUGGAAGCUCUUCGUAUCUCAUAUCGUGAUCUCCAAUCAAGAUCCGUGGUUAUGGAGGAUAACUUGAUCCUCCUUCAGCAGCAGAAAGACGAAGCUCUCAAGCACAAUUUCGACCUCGUUAAAUCUCUGGAAGAAAUCUCAAGUGAAAGAGACGCUCUUCAGAGCGAGCUUCAUGGUUUGGAGGUCUCUGCAAAGGAACGUGAGGAUGAAUUGAUUAGGGACCGGGAUGAGCAGUUUAAGGAAAAGUUGGAUCUUCGGAACGAAGUCGAAGCUUGUCGAGAGAGGAUUUCUGUGUUACUGGAGGAAAGGAGCAAGCGAAUUGGGGUUUUCUCUCGGAGUCAGGAUUUGCUUCACUUAGUUAGGGAGUGCUUGAUGAGGAUCACGGAGAGAAUCAAUGAAGAAAAGUCUGAGAGUGUUAUUGAAGAAGACGAGCAGAUACGAGAGGAGUCUGAUUUGGACGAGGAAUCAAAGGGAUUUUUAUCAGAAUCUAUGGUUAUUCAUAAACUUACUUUGGCAUUGGAAUUAAGGCUAGUGGAGUACAAAGAAAUGAGAAGGAAGGAAAAAAAGGAAUUGGAGAAUAGUGUGGUGAGUUUGACGGAAGAGAACAGAGACGUUAAUAGUUUGCUCAGGAUUGCUCUAGUAGAGAAGGAAUCAGUUGAAAGGGCCCUUAAUAAACUCAAGGGAGGCGAGCAUAGAAGGGUGGCGAUUCUUCAAAUUGCAGAGAGAGGAUUACAGAAAGUUGGGUUUGGAUUCAUGAUGGGUGCUUCAAGUGGUGAGGCGACAGAUAAUUCCAGUCCUAAUACAUGCAAUAAGUCAGAUAGUAGCGAAUGCGAAGAAGAAUCUGUUAGCUUGGCCUCAACUGUGGAGAAAAUAAUGAAGAAUUUACGGCUCGAAAUCACUCAAUUGAAAAAAUCCUUGGAUGAAUCCAGGUCAGACGCUGAGCGCCUACAGAGUCUUACAGAGAAACAAACUCAGGAAAUAGCAGACAACAGGUUGUACAUAAAAGAGUUGGAAGAAAGAGAGAGUAGGCUGGUUCAAAAUGUUGAAGAGCUCAUAAUGGAAAUAGCAGAGGCUGAAGAAGAGAUUGCUAGAUGGAGAGAAGCUUGUGAGUUGGAAGUGGAAGCUGGGAAGAAUGCCAUUGAAGAACGUGAUAGAGAGGCUGAACUUCUCAGAGAAGAGUUAGAGAAGACAAAGGCCUCUUUGGACUUGUCUAAUAGCAAGUUAAAACUGAAAGAAGAGCUAGCUGCUGCUGCUAUGGCUGCUCAGGCAGCAGCUGAAAGGUCUCUCCAACUGGCUGACAGCAGAGCUGCAGGAUUUCGUGAGCGGAUAGAGGAGCUGACAAGACAGUUAGAGGAGGUUGAUAAUAGAAGAGACCAAAGUAACCGAUAUAAGCUGAGACACAUCUGUUGGCCAUGGCAUGCACUUAAGGUGAACCCAAGUACAAGACGCCAGAAGGUUAGACGGAUGCUACCAGAAAUGGAGGCCUUACUCAAUUGCAGUAUCUGAUUUUGCUUGUUCUUUAAGCUCAAGAUUACAAUUGUCCUAAAUUAUUAACUUUUAUUUAAUUAUGUUAUUUACAUUUCAAGAAAUAAUCCAUUAUUUUUCCCCUUUCCAACAUUGAUCAAAAUUCUUUAGAGGUUAACUGGUUAACCAGUAGGGCCUCAUGCGACGCAUGGGAUUUGUUAUAAACCGACAUUAAUGAUGAAGUAAAUUGUUUGUAUAA
Nelumbo nucifera (sacred lotus) is the source of this 1945-nucleotide messenger RNA. RefSeq lists its product as uncharacterized. Lineage: Eukaryota; Viridiplantae; Streptophyta; Magnoliopsida; Proteales; Nelumbonaceae. The record is from RefSeq and is a predicted model, not a curated record.